AUGUCCUCCAAGAUCCCUCAGCCACCGGGCAUUCCGCUCCUGGGAAAUGUGUUCGAUGUCAACCCAAAUGAGACGUGGACGUCCCUGAUCAAACUCGCGGAGCAAUAUGGUCCAAUCUUCAAGAUCACGGUGUUAGGUAAACAACUGGUUUUUAUUAGCAAUGUCGCACUGCUGGGGGAGAUCUGUGAUCAGCGGAGGUUUCGCAAAUGCGUAACAGGCCCCAUCGUGGAGAUGCGCCAUUGUGCACACGACUGUCUGUUCACCGCGUACGAUAACGAGGAAAGCUGGGGAAUCGCCCACCGGAUCAUGAUGCCAUACGUCAAUGAGUCGGGAACCGAUAAGUGUUUCGAGGAUAUGGCAAAGGUGAUUCCGGACUUGACACGGAAGUGGACAUCAGCGAUCAAGAAGCGAGUUCUCUUCACCAAUGACCUGGAUCGCCUCCUGAUAGCCUCUUGUAUGCAAUGCUUCUUCAACCAGCGUGUGGAAGUCCUCGAAGGUCCCCAGCCUCCUAUCCUCGAUGCCUUGGAAAACAUUACCAUGGAAGCAAUGAAGCGGCCGACUCGCCCGAAAAUCCUGACUUGGCUUGUGUACCAACGUCGCUUCCAGAACGAUAUCCAGACCAUGCGUGACUAUGCCACCCAAAUUAUCAAUGCACGAACGCAGGAGCCCCAGGCCUCUCGCAGCGAUCUACUGGACGCACUUCUACAUGCAAAGGACCCAGAAACCGGCAAGAAGCUCAGCGACACACAGGUUGUGGAUGAAGUGGUCACCAUGUUCAUCGGCGCUGCCACAUCAGCCAACCUUGUCUCCUACGCCCUAUACUACUUAAUCAAGAAUCCCGACAAGCACGCCAAAGUGAUCGCGGAGAUUGACUCAGUGGUUGGCUCAGAGGGGAAGGUGCAGCUUGAAACCCUCAAACAACUGACGUACUGCGAAGCCAUCAUACGCGAGUCACUUCGUCUUUCCGCCACGGCGCCUGGGUUCAACAUUGAGCCGAUUCCUACAGAGGACAAAAGCCCGAUCCUUCUCGCUGGUGGCCAAUACGAAAUUCCACAUGACCAAAUUAUGGUUACCAUCUUGCACGCGGUCAACCGUGAUCCUGAAGUCUUUGACGACCCUGAAACCUUCAGUCCAGAGCGGGUCCUCGGUGACAAAUGGAACGAUCUCCCUACAGCAGCAAAGAAAAACUUUGGCAAUGGCAAACGCGAGUGUUACGGCAAGAUGUGGGCAUGGCGCUGGUCCAUUUUCACUCUAGCCAGUAUUCUGAAAGAGGUUUCGUUCGAGCUGGAGAACCCAAACUACCAACUGACCUCCAACGGGGCUUUCAGCGUGAAGCCGUUGGAAUUCUAUGGCCUUGUUAGUCCACGGACAAGGUAA
Messenger RNA from Penicillium canariense, 1377 nucleotides. RefSeq lists its product as uncharacterized. Bases 1 to 1377 code for a protein of 458 amino acids. The transcript has 2 exons. Lineage: Eukaryota; Fungi; Ascomycota; Eurotiomycetes; Eurotiales; Aspergillaceae. Gene Ontology annotation, molecular function: oxidoreductase activity, acting on paired donors, with incorporation or reduction of molecular oxygen; iron ion binding; monooxygenase activity. The record is from RefSeq and is a predicted model, not a curated record.